This is a messenger RNA of Acomys russatus (golden spiny mouse), 870 nucleotides long. Its product is annotated as T-cell surface glycoprotein CD3 gamma chain. The coding region runs from base 118 to 672 and encodes 184 amino acids. Lineage: Eukaryota; Metazoa; Chordata; Mammalia; Rodentia; Muridae. The record is from RefSeq and is a predicted model, not a curated record. The transcript is spliced from 7 exons. Gene Ontology annotation, biological process: cell surface receptor signaling pathway; positive thymic T cell selection. Gene Ontology annotation, molecular function: transmembrane signaling receptor activity. Gene Ontology annotation, cellular component: external side of plasma membrane; membrane; alpha-beta T cell receptor complex.
UCAGAGACCCAGCUCAGAGGAUGCUGGGCGGAGCCAGGCUAGCUGCUGCAUAGGCAAGCUGGGAGGCUGGUAGCUAAGGGUCGCUCCACACUCCUACUGAGAAGGAAAGAAACUGACAUGGAGCAGGAGAAGGUUCUGGCUGGCCUCAUUCUGGUGAUCUUUCUUCUUCAAGGUACUGGGGCCCAGUCAAAACAAGGUAAGAGAAAUAAUUUGGUAAGAGUGGAUGACAGUCAAGGAGACGGCUCUGUACUUCUGACUUGUGGCUUCACAGAAAAGACUAUCACGUGGCUUAAAGACGGCAGCGUAAUAAGUCUUCCAAAUGCAACUAAAAACACGUGGAAUCUAGGAAGUAGUGCCAAAGACCCUCGAGGCAUUUAUCAGUGCCGAGGAGCGAAGGGCAACUCAAAGCUGCUCCAAGUGUAUUAUAGAAUGUGUGAGAACUGCAUUAAGGUAAAUGUAGGCACCAUAUCCGGCUUUAUCUUCGCUGAAAUCAUCAGCAUUUUCUUCCUUGCUGUCGGUAUAUACUUCAUUGCUGGGCAGGAUGGAGUUCGCCAGUCAAGAGCUUCAGACAAGCAGACCCUGUUGCAAAAUGAACAGCUCUACCAGCCCCUCAAGGAUCGGGAAGAUGACCAGUACAGCCAUCUCCAAGGAAACCAGCUGAGGAAGAAGUGAGCACAACAAGACUAAAGUGUUCUCCCUUCUAUCCAGUACCCAGAGUCAAAGCAAUGCAUUUUGGAGAGAGUCCGGGACAGAGAUUUUUUUUUUCCCCCGGCCCUAUAGUUAGACUUUACUUCUACAAAGGUGGCAAAGAGAAAGAACUGUCAGAGAAAUUUUGGUCAUUUUCCAAAAUAAAGUAAAAGUCCAAGCUUU